AUGACGAUGACGCUGGUGCACCGGGGCUCGUCCGCCUGCCAUGCAGAGGCGUUGCGGCUUCUUGUCACGGCGGUCUUUCCGAGUGCAUCCAUCGCCUUUGCGACCGCGCACUCGUCGCAGACGCCCGUGGGAGGGGCGAUGACGGAGGACGCGCUCUUCGCUCGACUGCAUAAUAGGCUUCGGCAGUUUGAACCAGCCCCACACGUCGCGAAAGGGCAUUAUGACGAGCAAAAAUUGCUGCUGAAUGGGUUUCCGGUGCCAGCACACAGUGCCUAUCUACAGGCAAGGCAUGGUCCCGCCUCCGCACCGUGUUCCCCUGCGCUCGCAGAGGUGUGGCGCCGACUGUACCGCAGGUGGCCUCCACAGCUCAUUGCGGGCCGUCAGCUGUGGCGCUGCGACUCGGAAGGCGACUCCUCGCCGGGGAUGCCGUGCUGGACGCCCCACGCCGUGGUUUACGUCGGCGGCUUUGAGGCUCCCGACCUCCGCCAGGUCGUGGCGCCGCAGGUCUUCGCGCAGGUGCCGCCCUUUUCCCGCGACACGGAGGUAGAUCAAACGGUGGGGGGCGAAACGUUUGACUAUCAGCGGCAGCGGGUCCCGAAGUUUGCCGCAAGGGUCGUAGAUAGCGCUUUUUUGCUGCGGGAAAAGGGCUGCGCCAUACACGACCCUGACCUGCUGGAGAUUGCGCUGCCGGUGACGUUCACCUGCCGCAGGACCCCCACAAGAGUCACCCGCAGCGCCACACGGCGUGUCCGCACGUUUAUUUCCUUUGCUGGAGCUGAACCGAAUCUGCGUGCGCUGCAGUUGGCGGUGGAUCCGAUGCAGCGAAGGGCGCUGCGUCCCGCCUUUGGGUACUCGAUGGCGGCGUUGAAGUUCGCUCUUCCUCCACCGCUGGUGGGCGCCACGCGCCUUCUUCGAGCGUGGAAUGCGUCCUGGUCGUCCACCCCGCUCAGUGCCGCAUUUUGGCUCUCCGCAGUGGGGCACGCGGUGGAGCGACGCUUGCCUGGCGACGCCGCGCUGCGGCACCUGCUUCUCGACGCCACUGACUGUGGACUGGCGGAGGCGUCAAAGUCGCUUGCCUGCCUCACCGCCUCGCUUGUUGACAGCAGCCCCCAGGAGUGCUGGAGCAAUUUCUUUUUGCCGGUGGAGCAGUUCGAGGCGGAGCGCGGCGUGCGGGAACUGAUGGACACCGUCCACCUCCUGCCGGUCGCCCAACUGCAAUAA
Molecule: messenger RNA, 1221 nt
Organism: Trypanosoma conorhini
Lineage: Eukaryota; Euglenozoa; Kinetoplastea; Trypanosomatida; Trypanosomatidae
Exons: 1
Coding region: 1-1221 (406 amino acids)
Source: RefSeq, a predicted model, not a curated record